CCGCUAAGUUCUACCAAGUUGCUGAUUUAAAUUAGUGCUAAACUCGCAACCUGAAUCACUCCGUUAAACUUCUGGAAGUGUGUUUUAGAUGAGUGAGCGCGUCAGAGCUUGAGUCGUGGCGUGUCACCAAAAUACACCAGUCACCACCCCAGUUUGUGGCAUCCAAAAACUGAAUAUUCCCUUGCACCUUUUUCUUGCACACUCUAGUUUCAUUUAAGGCACCCAAGUUAAUCAUUUAGUCCUGCUGAAUAUGCUGACUUGAGUGUGGAAAUCUUGCGAACUUUGAACCUCAAACCCAGUUCAAGAAAUGGGUUUCAAGCUAUAUAGUUUUGCUGGAUUCUCUUUCUAUCUGUUUGUUGGAUUGACCUUACAUCUUCAGGUUCUUGAGUUCUGCUCUGCUGGAACGACAAGCAGCUAUGUAAGAAAGUAUAAUUAUGAUAUCGAUAUGCCCUUAGACAGUGAUGUCUUUAGAGUUCCCCCCGGUUACAAUGCUCCACAGCAGGUACAUAUGACACAAGGGGAUAGUGAGGGAAGAGGUGUGAUUGUCUCUUGGAUCACAGCUGAUGAACCUGGCUCAAAUAUAGUGCUCUAUUGGCCUGAAAAUAGCAAGCAUAUAUUUCGUGCUGAUGGCAUUGUCCUUACCUACAAGUAUUACAACUAUACAUCGGGAUUUAUUCACCAUUGUACCAUUGAAGAUUUGGAGUAUGAUACCAAAUACAACUAUGAAGUAGGGAUUGGGAACACAACCAGACAAUUUUGGUUCGUUACACCUCCCAAAGUUGGUCCUGAUGUUCCUUAUACGUUUGGUCUCAUAGGGGAUCUUGGGCAGACUUUUGACUCCAAUACAACUGUGGCUCAUUAUCAGUUGAAUCCAGCAAAAGGACAGACGGUACUUUAUGUUGGAGACCUCUCUUACGCUGAUGAUUACCCAUAUCACAACAACAUUAGGUGGGAUACUUGGGGAAGGUUUACAGAGAGAAGUGCUGCAUAUCAACCAUGGAUUUGGACAGCAGGGAAUCAUGAAAUUGAUUUUAGUCCUAAUAUUGGGGAACCUAAACCUUUCAAGCCCUAUACACACCGAUAUUUUGUGCCAUACAGACCAUCAGACAGUACAUCUCCCCUUUGGUACUCAAUCAAGAGAGCUUCAGCUCACAUCAUUGUCAUGUCUUCGUACUCUGGUUAUGGUAAAUACACUCCUCAAUACAAAUGGUUUACCAGUGAGCUAAGUAGAGUGAACCGGAAUGAAACACCUUGGCUCAUUGUACUCAUGCAUUGUCCUAUGUAUAAUAGCUACGAAACUCACUAUAUGGAAGGGGAAACCAUGCGAGUGAUGUAUGAGAAAUGGCUUGUGGAGUACAAGGUUGAUGUUGUGUUUGCUGGCCAUGUUCAUUCCUAUGAAAGAUCUGAGCGCGUAUCAAACAUCAGGUACAAUAUUGUCAACAAGAGAUGCACUCCUACGAAGGAUGAGUCUGCCCCAGUCUAUAUUACCAUAGGAGACGGAGGAAACCUUGAAGGAUUGGCCACAAAGAUGACAGAGCCACAACCAGAGUACUCUGCAUAUCGAGAAGCUAGCUUUGGACACGGCAUUUUUGAUGUUAAGAAUAGGACUCAUGCCCAUUUCAGUUGGCAUCGCAAUCAAGAUGGUGUUGCCAUAGAAGCUGAUUCUGUAUGGCUACAUAAUCGAUACUGGAAAACGAUGGCAGAACCAUCCAUAGCUGUUUCAUGAAUGUAAAGUUAUAUUAUUUGACUUCUUCAUGAGGGAAAACCAUGUGGCAUACGACAUUUGUGGCAUCUCAUGGGUUUUUUUUCCUCUUUCUUUUCCUUUUCUUUUCUAUUACACUCUACUACGGAUUGAUGGAUCCAUAUGCAGUACAAGUUAUAUGCUCUAUAUUUAUGCCUGA
Coffea eugenioides is the source of this 1901-nucleotide messenger RNA. Its product is annotated as purple acid phosphatase-like. The record is from RefSeq and is a predicted model, not a curated record. Gene Ontology annotation, molecular function: acid phosphatase activity; metal ion binding. The coding region runs from base 308 to 1726 and encodes 472 amino acids. The transcript is spliced from 8 exons. NCBI's taxonomy places the organism in Eukaryota, Viridiplantae, Streptophyta, Magnoliopsida, Gentianales, Rubiaceae.